AUGGUCAGCACGCGCUCCGCUUCGCGCCCUGCCACGUCGGACGGCCCCGACGACGUCCCUUCCCCCACAACACCGCCGAAAAGCGUCAAACGACGUCCAGGCCGACCGCCGGCGUCGGCCAAGGUGACGCGUCGAGCGAGCAGGUCAUCGACGACGACGACCACCACCACCACCACAACAGCAGCAACGUCGCCCACCCGCCGCGCCACGAGGAGGAAAAGGGCCGCCCCGACGACCUGGCAGCAUGCGCCCAACUCGCUCCUCCUCGCCUGGCUCGCCAUCUCCCUGCCGCUCGUCGUCUGGGACACGGGGUACGUCCUGCUCCGUCCCCACACCAUGGACGGCGGCAGCCUUCACUGGCCUCUCUGGGUGCCCUACCGGCUGUACGGCGCCGUCGACCACGUGUACGGCUGGAAGGCCUUUCGUUCGGGCAGCGGAUUCACCGGUGCCGUCGGCCUCAUGAACGCCGUCGAGAUCGCCAUGUACCUCUACUACCUCUGGGCUCUGUGCCCCCGCUCCGAGGGCUCCGUCGCCGCCGCCGGACGCUGGAGAGCCGUGACGGGCCAUGCCGGUGCCGUCGCCGUCGCCGUCGGCUUCGCCGCUGCCGUCAUGACCCUCAGCAAGACGGCUCUCUACUGUGAGCGCCCGCCCCGCUCGAGCAACGAUACGGCCCCUACCUCCCUACCUUGGCUCCUCCUGCCUCGUUCGCUGCUAACGCGCUCGGUUGCUGCAGGGCUUCACGAGUACUACAGCGGCUUCGACAACAUUGCCCACAACUCCCUCGCUCGCCUCAUCUUCUACUGGAUCAUCCCCAACGGUGCCUGGCUCGUGGGCCCGGCGUACAUGGUCUGGUGUCUGGGCGGCGACAUCGUCGACGGGCUCGAGGCGGCGUCGGGGCACGCUGCCGACGAUUGA
Molecule: messenger RNA, 915 nt
Organism: Drechmeria coniospora
Lineage: Eukaryota; Fungi; Ascomycota; Sordariomycetes; Hypocreales; Ophiocordycipitaceae
Exons: 2
Coding region: 1-915 (304 amino acids)
Source: RefSeq, a predicted model, not a curated record